GGCUGACUGUUCUCCACCCUUAGGCGAGUAGUAAAACGAAAAUGAACGUCGAGUUUGUGGUGGCGUGAUCGCCCGGACGUUCAGUCGCAGGAACACGUGGUAGAAGCCGGUGCGUGGCGCGGAAAGUGUCCUUACCAGUCGCAAUUUUUCGGCCGCAUGUCAUUCGCCAGCGCAUAGAAGAUCACGUCGAUGGAUCGCGUACCGAGGCAGUUCCUGGUGUUGACAUUCUUGUUGGGUGUCUGCGCGGCCGACCAGACCCAUCUGAGACACAAUCGCUACAGGAAUGUCACCUACGGACUUCACAGGAGAGAUGCUGAACACGGACCCUGGGGCGAAUGGAGCGAAAGUAGCCCCUGUUCUCGCACCUGCGGCGGGGGAAUUGCAUUUCAGACCAGAAGAUGCACGGAUCCCAGGCCCGAAUCCUGCCUGGGACCUUGGAAGAUGUACUUCUCGUGCAACAUUCAGGAUUGUCCGGAAGGGUCCAAAGACUUCAGAGAAGAGCAAUGUUCCAACUUCGACCGGAUCCCUUUCGAAGGAAAGCGCUACCGAUGGGUCCCCUAUCACAAAGCACCCAAUUCUUGCGAGCUGAACUGCAUGCCCAAGGGGGAGAGGUUUUAUUAUCGCCAUUCCAGGAAGGUGAUAGACGGAACUAGAUGUCGAGACGACGGUUCUCUGGACGUUUGCGUGGACGGAACGUGCAUGCCGGUGGGUUGCGACAUGAUGCUGGGAUCGGAAUCCAAAGAGGACAAAUGUCGAGAGUGCGGAGGCGACGGACUCAGUUGCAAGACGGUGGAAGGACUCUUCGAUCUGGAUAAUCUGCAAGUCGGUUACAACGACAUCUUGCUGAUUCCCGCCGGAGCCACCAACAUCUUCGUCAAAGAGAGACACGCCACCAACAACUAUUUGGCCAUUAGGAAUCUGACCGGACACUUUUACCUGAACGGAAACUGGAGGAUCGAGUUUCCUCGCAGCCUGAAGUUCGCCGGAACCACCUUCCACUACGAACGCAAACCUCACGGACAGUUGGCACCCGAAACGUUAAGGGCCCUGGGACCCAUCACCGAAUCCGUUUUCAUCGUGUUGCUGUACCAAGAGAAGAACCAAGGCAUCAGCUACGAGUACUCCAUUCCCAACGGCGUCAGCAACGCCCAGCCCGAUACCUAUUCGUGGAUCUACGGAGAUUUCGGCCAGUGUUCCAAGACGUGCGGAGGAGGUCAUCGGGUGCGUCCGGUCAACUGCGCCAGGACCAGUAACUUCGAGGUGGUGGCCGAUUACUUAUGCGAUCCGUCGCUGAAACCUCCCAUCAACGGCAGCUGCAACGUUCAACCCUGCCCCGCCAGGUGGCACGUGGGAGAAUGGGACGCUUGCUCGCACACUUGCGGAGGAGGAAUGCAGUAUCGAUUAGUACACUGUCAGAGGAUGGUCAACGGGGGUUCCGUCACCUUGGUGCCGGAAGAAGAGUGUCCCACGCCCAAGCCGGCCUACGUCCGGAAAUGCAACCGGGAAGUUCCCUGUCCCCGAUGGCACGCGGGACCUUGGAGUACGUGCAACAAAAUGUGCGGCGAAGGCAAUCAGACUAGACUGGUGGUCUGUCAGAGAGAACACGCGGGACGCAUUCCGGAAGUUCUGCCCGAUUCCAACUGCAAAUCGGAGAUCAAACCAGAAGCCACCCGAGACUGCGACGCCGGACCUUGCGAAGGAGUCGAAUGGAUCGUGUCCGAUUGGACGGGAUGUGACGGAACCUGUGGACUGGGGAUGGAAUCCAGAGAGGUGCACUGUUCCACGGAAGACGGUCAUCUCUAUCCCUUGGACAAAUGCGAAACGAAACGUCUGCCCACCCUGACCAGACCCUGUAGCGAAAAUCUUCCCUGCCACCCCAUUUGGCACUCUUCCGAAUGGUCCGAGUGUUCUGCCAAGUGCGGGACCGGUAUACAGACGAGAUUGGUAUUCUGCGGCAUAUGGGAAGGUCAACACGUCAAGAAAGUUAACGAAAACAAGUGCAAAGCUAACAGACGACCCGAAUCCAUGCAGAAUUGUACGGUGGCACCCUGCAAAGGAAUGUGGUUUUCUAGUCCUUGGAACAGGUGUUCGGCUCCCUGCGGAGGAGGUCACAGGGUGAGGAAGGUGAUGUGUCUCCACAAGGAAGAGAUGGUUUCCAACAACAGGUGUGAUCCCAGCACCAGGCCGUUUCACAAGGAGCCUUGCAAUCUUCAUCCUUGCGAUGAAGAUGAAAUAAUGAUGGUGGGGGGCUGCAAGAAUUCCAAAUACGGCUGCUGUCCGGAUGGAGUGACGCCGGCGGGAAUUAAUUUCGAAGGUUGUCCGCCGGUGGAGGACGUGCCACCCGAAGGAUGUGAGGGAACGGAAUUCGGAUGCUGCGCCGACGGAGUGACUCCGGCUCUGGGUCUUUUCAAGAAAGGAUGUCCUAAAACGGACACGUGCAACGACACCAAGUACGGCUGCUGCCCAGAUGCCAUCACGCCGGCCAAGGGCCCGGAAGGAGAAGGAUGUCCGGAUUCGUGCCAGACCACUGCCUGGGGCUGCUGUCCCGACGGUCUGACCCCCGCUGCUGGAGAAGACCAAAUGGGCUGCGAUCCUGUUUCUGCCAAACCCUGUCACCACACCCCCUUCGGCUGUUGUCCUGACGGAAUUGCGGCGGCCGAGGGGCCCGAUAAUCUGGGCUGCGAGGACCUGGCCUCUUCCGGAGAAGAGUGUGUCGACUCCCGCUACGGCUGCUGCCCAGAUGGCCUGACUCCGGCCGACGGGCCCCACGGACGAGGUUGCCCGGAAGAUGGUGCGGUGGUACGACUACCUACUCCCACCGCCUCCACUCUGUGCCACCGGAGCCGGUUCGGCUGUUGCCCAGAUGGAACCGCAGCUCGGGGACCUGAGGGACAGGGGUGCACGGAUGUGGAAGGCAGCGGCGAACCCCCGGCAGACUGUGGAGACACGGUCUACGGCUGUUGUCCUGACGGAAUCACCACGGCCUCUGGUCCACAGGCCGAAGGAUGCGAAGAGAUCGAGGUGCGUGUGCACUGUGGACACACCGCCCAUGGAUGCUGUCCCGAUGGAAUAACCGCUGCUUCCGGUCCCGGAGGAGAAAAUUGCCCCACCUCCACACCCGCUUCGACAGAGAGUAGCGAAGAGGAGACAGUAGAACUGCCAGAUUCUCGAGAGACCACCACCUCCUCUUCUUCCACUUCUUCCUCUUCUUCCGCUUCUUCCUCUUCUGAGGAAGACAUCUCGAAGAAGGAGGAAUCCGCCUGCUCCCACACUCAUUACGGCUGUUGUGCAGAUGGAAUCAGCACCGCUCUAGGCCCCAAUGGGGAAGGAUGCUGCCAUUCUUCUCUCUAUGGUUGCUGUCCCGAUAACUCGACCGCUGCCCGAGGUCCGGAUUUCGGGGGCUGCGACUGCCACACCUAUCCGCAUGGCUGUUGUCCCGACGGAGUUACACCUGCCAGUGGCCAAGGGUAUUAUGGCUGCUCCUGCCACACCUUUCCUCACGGCUGCUGUCCUGAUGGUAGAACUGCUGCCACUGGGCCCGAUGGCCAAGGAUGUUCCUGCAAAGAGCUGACUCAUGGUUGCUGUCCAGAUGGAAGAACUGCCGCCUCCGGUCCAGGAUACCAGGGAUGCGGCUGUCUGUCCUCCAAGUUUGGAUGCUGUCCGGAUGGGACCACUCCUGCUGGAGGACGUCACUUUGAAGGCUGUCCCUGUGUCACCACUCCCUACGGAUGCUGUCCUGACGGCGUUACGGCGGCGCGGGGCUCCGAUUUUGAAGGUUGUCCUGAGACGCCAUCGCCCCCAGUCACCAGAACUGCUGGAGAUGCCUGUGGCCUGCCCAAGGAGCGUGGACCCUGCCACGAUUAUGCCGUCAAGUGGUUCUUCGACAUGAAUUACGGAGGAUGCAGCAGAUUUUGGUAUGGAGGUUGCGACGGGAAUGCCAACCGAUUCGACACACAAGAAGAAUGCCAACGGAUCUGCGUCUCCCCGGAAGGAACUGAUGCCUGCUUCCUUCCCCGAGUGGCGGGACCCUGCGAAGGCUCCUAUCCCUCCUACUACUUUGACAAGUCAUCUGGAAAAUGCCGUUCUUUCGUCUACGGAGGGUGUCUGGGAAAUAACAACAGGUUCGAAACUGAAAAACUCUGCCGACAGACUUGUGUGGAACGAGAGACCCUAGAUGAGUGCGAACGGCCUCUUGUGGUCGGACCCUGCAGAGGAGAGUUUCCCAGGUGGUACUACGACAAGUAUGAAGGACGAUGCAAACAGUUCUUGUAUGGAGGUUGCAAGGGAAAUGGAAAUAACUUUGAAAGCGAGAGACUGUGCGUCGAGCGAUGCGCGGCUCCCAGCGAAAGAGAAAUUUGCAUCCUGCCGAAAGUGGAGGGUCCAUGCUUAGGGAACUUUCCUCGAUGGUAUUACGACUACAUGGAUGGGCACUGCAAGGAAUUCAUCUACAGCGGUUGCCGGGGGAACAGAAACAGAUUUGUCACCAAGGGACAGUGCGAGAAGAUCUGCAACGCCACUCGCGUGGCUGUGUCUUCUGACAUCUGCACCUUGCCCAAGGCGGAAGGUCCGUGUCGAGCCGCCAUACUGCACUGGUUCUAUGACUCAGCUGCGGGUAGAUGCCAACAGUUCUACUACGGAGGAUGUGAAGGAAAUGCCAACCGCUUUGAAAACCGCGGCGACUGUGAGAGGGCCUGCCUGUCCGACCGAGAGAGAAACAUCUGUCACCUGCCCCGAGAGAGCGGCAACUGUUUUGACUUUGCAGAACGCUGGUACCAUGAUGCUGACGCAGGUCAGUGCCGAAGGUUCUACUACAGCGGGUGCGGGGGCAACGAAAACAACUUCGUCUCUUACCACGAGUGCGAAAGAAAGUGUGGCAAACCCACUUCUACCGAGUUUCCUGAAGACGUCUUCAGCAAAGAAUAUUGCUUCCUGGAACAAGAGGCGGGACCUUGUUCAAAGAAAGAAAUCCGCUGGUUCUAUGAUAAAACCGAUGGCGUGUGCAAGGAAUUCUACUAUGGAGGCUGCAACGGAAAUGGAAAUCGCUUUAGAUCUAGGAAAGAGUGCGUGAAGAAGUGUGGAGAUUCUCAAGAUAUUUGCACUUUGCCCAAGGUGCAGGGUCCUUGCAGUGGCUCUUUUCCCCAGUGGUACUACGACCAGACUGCCGAUCGCUGCUGGGAGUUCUCAUUCUCUGGAUGCCAAGGCAAUGCCAACAGAUUCGAUGACAGAGAGAGCUGCGAGCUCCGCUGCAGGAAGAACGUUCCCACCCAAAUUCCGGUAGCGGACGACGCCUGCGAGCAGAAGGAAGAUCCCGGUCCCUGUCUGGGUUAUUAUCUCCGCUGGACCUAUGACAAGAACGAAAAUCUGUGCAAAAACUUCGUCUACGGGGGAUGCGAAGGCAACGAGAACCGCUUCGAAAGUCGAAAAGACUGCGAGAAGAGGUGCGUGAAGAAACACGGCGGAAGCAAACCUGAAACAUCGGUUUAUAGAGAACCCCAAUCGCCGGCCAGUAAUCACAUUAACGGAAAUGGAGAUGUGUGUCAGCUGCCCGUGGAAACGGGACCUUGCAGCGAAGUGCACAGUCGUUGGUUCUACGAUUCCGAGAGUCAAAAUUGCUUGCCUUUCUCCUACGGAGGCUGCAAGGGCAACAAAAAUAGAUUCAAGACUUACGAACUCUGCAUGCGCUUUUGUAGCGGCGUACGAUCCGCUCCCAGAGACGAAGCCGCCACGCAGACUCGUCCGGGAAUUCCGGUGGAGGUGGUGGAUGCCCUGACCUGUCCUCCGUCCGCCGGGUGCGAAGAGCUGCAGUGUCCCUACGGCGUGGACAGGAUAGACGACGACCGCGGAUGCCGGAUCUGCAGAUGCACCAAUCCCUGCAGGGAUCACCGCUGCCCGCCGGACACCCAGUGCGUGGUGGAAGUGGACGGUGCCCGAGACCCUCCAGCUCCCGAGGCCACCUGUCGUCCCACCAGCAAGCCGGGUCGGUGUCCCGGGCCGGAGGAAGUGGGUCGCGGUUCCGAGUGCGUGGACAGAUGCCACAACGAUGCCUACUGUCGGGGAGACCAGAAGUGCUGCAGCGACGGAUGCGCCCUCCGGUGCGUCGAUCCGCUCUUUUCCUCCACCUCGGUGGUCACGGAAGCGGCCACCACGGCGGCCUCAACCCCGCCCCCCGCAGUGGCGCCCCGCGUGCAGACGGAGGAGGAGGAGAAGACGGCCGAGCCGGGAUCGGAGGUGGUACUGGAGUGUGCGGCUAGCGGCGUUCCGGCUCCCCGCGUUUCUUGGACGAAAGACGGACGCCCGGUGGACGGGGCCGACGGCGUGAUCCGGGUGAGGGCCGACGGUUCCCUGCAUCUGUCUUCGGUGGCGGCGGCCGACGCCGGCAACUACUCGUGUCUGGCGGAAAAUCCGGCGGGUCGGGCCGGCCGAUGGGUGGUCCUCAGGGUGGCCGAGCCUCUGACGGUGGAAGUUCGCAGCGACAGAAGAAACUAUCGGCCGGGCGCCACCGUGCGGUUGGACUGCGCGGUGAAGGGCAGCCACCGGAACGGGGUGCGCUGGUAUUUCGGAAACAGCAGUGCGCCGGCGGAAAGCGACGAGAAAGUGCGAGUGUGGCCCAAUGGCACGCUGACGGUAGAGGAGGCGGAAAUUCGACACGGAGGAAGAUACGUGUGCCUGGUGGAGGGUGCCCGCGGCCCGGUCUCGGCUUCCUUGGAAAUACAAAUAUCCGACGUCGACGUCCCCGAAGAUUGCACGGACAAGCCGUAUUUCGCUAAUUGUGAUUUGAUAGUGAAAGCCAAUUACUGCGUUAAUCAAUACUAUGCAAAAUUCUGCUGUCGGUCUUGCACCGUGGCCGGUCAACUGUCACACUCUUCGCAGAAACAUUCGUAACCGAAAGACUGUAUGAAACAGAGGACUUUUAAGUGUUUUCAUUUGCUUCCCGUAUCGACAGAGUCGGAACAAUAGUGUUAUGAACGUGACGACGACAGAACUUACCGCUACAACUGACGCGCGACGGUGCUUCCGUGUGACGUAACUGCGCCAAAUUUAGACAAACGUUUCGCCACAUCCUAUUUCUCCAGAAAAAUAUGGGAGCAGAGUCUCGUUAGUGCCAAAAUAUAUCUCUGCCGUCAAUCUCACUUUGUAUACAAAACGUUUCCUUUUUUCUUGUAAAUCGUUAUUUUUAAGGAGACACGCGACUGUUAUACAGUUUUCGUAGUAGAGAAUCUCCGAAUCCACAGUGUAAAUGUGACAAAAAGGUGGAUGUCUUCCUCUGUACCUUUGCUCGAUCGUCUGUCUACUUCGUCUUGGAUCAGACCUCUGCGAGAAAUUCGCGAAAUCACUGCCAAGAUUCGUUCCUCGCUUCAUCUGGGUGUUUGUCUUUUUAUAUCUCGUUUUUACAGUUACUUUGUUCCCAUUACCGAGUCAAAUAAAUUAUUUUGUUUGGAAA
This is a messenger RNA of Centruroides sculpturatus (bark scorpion), 7441 nucleotides long. RefSeq names its product papilin-like (gene Ppn). The transcript is spliced from 37 exons. Gene Ontology annotation, cellular component: extracellular matrix; extracellular region. Lineage: Eukaryota; Metazoa; Arthropoda; Arachnida; Scorpiones; Buthidae. The coding region runs from base 190 to 6882 and encodes 2230 amino acids. Gene Ontology annotation, molecular function: metalloendopeptidase activity; serine-type endopeptidase inhibitor activity. Gene Ontology annotation, biological process: extracellular matrix organization. The record is from RefSeq and is a predicted model, not a curated record.